Messenger RNA from Morchella importuna, 444 nucleotides. RefSeq lists its product as uncharacterized. The transcript has a single exon. Lineage: Eukaryota; Fungi; Ascomycota; Pezizomycetes; Pezizales; Morchellaceae. The coding region runs from base 1 to 444 and encodes 147 amino acids. The record is from RefSeq and is a predicted model, not a curated record.
AUGGCUCCGUUACAGCUAUCCCCAGACUCCCACAGAGGCUCACCAUCCCCGGAGUCAUCUAGGAGGAAUCUCCAGCCAGAAGGAAACCCUGGUGGAGAAAACCAGAACCCAGUACCAGCAGGUAAUGGUGGACGAGAUGGACUUGUCCCCUCGGUUGGUGGCGCUCCCAACCCAGGAGGGGACUCAGAAAGUUCAGACUCGGAGCCUGAGGAUGGUGACAGGAGAGGAUGGUGGAGAUACCUCAGGAAGAAGUUAGAGAAGCAGCAGAAGGAGCUUCUGGCCUCCAUGGCCCAGUUCAUGAGACCUCCGGCCGCCUCGCACCCCUCCGCUGCCUCUAGGGCCGGAGAACGCAAGGCACCCCCUCCGGCCAAGUUCAAUGGCAAAGCUGAUAAUGUGGGGACCUCCAUCCGGCAAUGUGAGAAUGUCUUCUCCAUUGAAAGCUAG